Messenger RNA from Aspergillus versicolor CBS 583.65, 801 nucleotides. RefSeq names its product alpha/beta fold hydrolase. The coding region runs from base 1 to 801 and encodes 266 amino acids. The transcript has a single exon. Lineage: Eukaryota; Fungi; Ascomycota; Eurotiomycetes; Eurotiales; Aspergillaceae. The record is from RefSeq and is a predicted model, not a curated record.
AUGUCCGUCUCAUAUACGAAAAUCCCCCUUCAAGUGCAGGGGGUAAACCUCAAUCUCUCGACAAUCCACAACCUCAAUGACAAGCCCCCAAUCCUCUUCCUGCAUGGCUUCGGUUCAUGCAAAGAGGACCUGGCCGAUAUCAUCCUGCACUCUGCCCUACAACAAUAUGGAUAUAUUGCAUUCGAUGCCCCGGGCUGCGGCCACUCCGACAGCGACAGCCUCUCUGCAACAGAUAUCCCGUUCCUCGUCGCAACAGCAUUAGCAGUCCUUGAUCACUUCAAAAUCACCCAAUUCCAUCUCAUGGGCCAUUCAAUGGGAGGACUCACAGCCCUUCUCCUCGCCCACCAGGAUCCCGACCGAGUCUUGAGUUUCGUCGACAUUAAAGGCAAUCUCGCCCCAGAAGACUGCUUCCUGAGUCGGCAAAUAUUCAGUUUCCCGUCCGAUGACCCGGAGGCCUUCUUGGAUGAGUUCAUUGUCCGCACGCGUGAGACGAAAUCGUUCGGGAGUCCCUUGUAUGCUAGUACUCUGCCGGCAAGGGUGCGGGCUGGUGCGGUGCGUCCGAUAUUCCAGUCUAUGGUGUGGUUAUCUGAUAAUCGGGACUUGCUUUGGAUGUUCCUGGGUUUACCAUGUCCUAAGAUGUUUAUGUAUGGGGAGGAGAAUCAAGAUCUGUCGUAUUUACCACGGCUGGCAAGGGAAGGCGUGGAACUGGCAGAGAUACCAGAGAGUGGCCAUUUUCCCAUGUACUCGAACCCUGUUGAGAUGUGGCGACGCAUUGCAGAGUUUACGAACCAAGCCAAUUAA